CGGAACAGUUGAGACAUUGACAGUGGAAGCUAAUGAAAUAAAAAUUGAAACACUUGAGCACGAAAUGGCUAUGAAUGGAUCUGAAUUAAGCAAUAAGUCUCUUGAAGUUCAUUCAGAUGACGGCAAGUUUGUGUUACAAGUUUUCUCCAAGAGGGAUGACUACUCAGAGGGCUUAUUAGCAAUUCCAAUACAACAAAUGAAUGGACCAAACCAACUCAAUAAAACUGUGUACGAAUUCGUCGUCGCUACAUUUUGUGCGGUAGGUGGGUAUUGUCAGAUUGCUAUAGCUGCGGUAGAAAACAACACAGAAGUUUUUGUCGACAUUCCGGAAAAAGUCGAAGAAAUAGCAAUUUGUAAUAAAUCAUCGUAUUUCCGCUCAAAAAGGGACAAAGGCUUUACGAUGAACAAAUUUGAUGCCUUACAGCUUGAAACCACAUACGAUCUGACCGGAACAGUUAUUUUUAGUUUUAAGCCUAUUGCUGUAUUUGCUGGAUCAAGAAAUGUAACUAAUGGCGACAUUGUUGCUCAUACAAUGGAACAACUUGUGCCUUCUUCACAUUGGGGAACGGAGUUUGUAGUCAAGACCUUAGGCUCUAAUGGAUAUGGUGAUCUUUUAAAGAUAGUGAGUCACUAUACAAGCACGGUGGUUACCAUGAGUGGCUUCCCGUCCUUCAACAUGACAGAGAGAUAUCAGACCGUGACACGACGGCUUAGCAAUGGGACGAGAAGUCACAUAGAGGCUUCGCACCCAAUACAGGUAAUUCAGAUAUCUGGACUAACAUACGCCACAGAAGUUGAAACAUCAAUGCUAAGUAUGACUGUAGUUCCAUCAGUACAAAAUGCCUGGCAAUCCUUUAAGGUUGCUUGUCCGGAAAGUUACUCAACAACGCAAUUUCAAAUUGUAUCAGAAAAAAAAUCAUGCACAAACACUCAUGCAGAUCCUGCCAACCAUAAUGACUUUGAGUCGUGUGCGAAAGAAAAGGACCUUUCACGGGUGAAAUACACCAAAUACGUUAUAGGGAACAUUCUUGGGACCGCUAGUGGAAGUGUCCAAAGUCUGAAAAAUACUGCGUCUAACAUCAGCGGAAUACUUAAAUGUGGGCAGACUAUUUUGUUGCCAGUUGGAAUUCUAUACAAUGAGAAUGUGCUGGGAACGAUUCCUGUUGAAACUCCUGAAUAUCCUGGAGGAGUCUGCAAAGAAGGUGGCAAAGGCACAACGGCACCAAACCUUCCUUAUCACCUAGACUUGCAAAAAUAUUCAGAGCAUGCGCUUCAUCUUAGAGUUCAGGUUUGCGGGUCUGCAACUUUGCGAUUUAUGAGCUUGUCAACUACGAUAGAUGCACUAGUUAGCUAUGAAGGAAUACAGAUAGCCUCAUGCGAAACUUCCUGUGAAAUUCUUAAUAAAAGUUCAACUGAAGACAGUUUCAACAAAGACGCAGGUAUCAGCUGUACAUCUGACAUGUCGUUUUUCUGGUUCCGACAAGUUAAUAGUAUGUUUUGUCUAGGAACUGGCUAUCACAACGAAGACGAAUGUGUUCAAGGUUCCACACGGGACAAUGUAAUACGAAUUCGAACGACUGACUCUAUCACCAAUGUUUCAAUGAUGGGCACAGUUGCGGAGGCGACCUUUAAUUGGGAUUUUAUACAUGUCAAUGGUUGCAAGGAAUACGAAAAUGGAUGGCGCUGUACAGAUAGACUUGUGAAUUGUUCCAAGUAUGAAGAAGGCUUUUGUACACGAUAUGCAGACUUUGCGAAAUAUAAUUGUGCAAAAUAUUGUGGAAUUUGCUUUGCAGAUAGCUAUGGUAGGAAAUUCCUGGUAAGACUACCUUUAAAGUCUUUGCAAAAAUGCUGGAUUUUAGUGACAUCACUCAAUGAAAAUACCCACGUUGGAGUGACAAUAAAAAAAUACGUCAGUAAUCAACCACCUGAAGUAGAAUCCAUUUCCAGUGAACGAGGAGAUGAAGAUGACGGAAUAUAUUAUAAUUGUUCAAACAUGGAUAACAUUCUCAAUUUUGAAAUAAUAAGUGAUGACGAUGUUGCUGUAGUUGUAUAUUACAUUUAUGGCGAACAGAAUACGGAAAUAAGAAGCUCAAGAAUAUACCCAGUUGAUAUAUAUGGGACAGAGUUCAUGCUUUUUGCACAUGAUAAAACGGCUAAACAAUGCUGGUUUAUAUCUGAGCAUGUAGAUGUUAAUGUUACAGUAUUCUUCUUUGGUAAUCCUGGUCCAUUUAAAGACUCUGAGAGCAUUUCUGUUCUUGAACGUUCUGUGUUUAUGUUGGAAAAUAAUAAUGAAAUUUCUGGAACCAGUUUUGUUUUUAAUAAACCGUCUAUGGUGUAUUGUUAUGAUAAAAAGACAUUAACUGCUUUAAACUAUUUCCUACCGGUUAACACAUGGUCUAACGAAUACGUUGUCCCUACCGCUGAAAUUGAAUCAAAUGAACGUCAGUUUAAAGGCAUUUUGCACAUCGUUUCGUAUACUGAUAACAAUAUUGUGACAAUAUCUGGCGGCUUUGAUGCUAAACAUGCAAUUUAUAACAAAGGAGAUAAGAUUGAACAAGAAAUAGACGUAGCUGUACCAUAUCGUUUAACAUCAGUAGGAAAUAUCGCGGUUGGAUUAUAUCUACAAGAUAAUGAGGAUUCCAGCAAAUAUACAUUCAGUUUGUUACCUUCCACUGAAAAUCAUCACGACACUAUUUUGACAUCCGUCCCGGCAAAUCGUUAUACUGAUAUGGAUACUACAAACACAGAAUUUUCGACAUUUUCGGUCGACCGAAACCUUGUUGAAAGAAAUGAGAAAAUGUUGUUAGGCAGAGACAGUCACUCAGAGCUAUUCGAACAGAAAGUAACCACUGACGAAUCCAAAUAUGAAAUUGCAAUGUUGCAUUCAGGCAAUAGAUGGCUAUUCGUUCCGGGAAAUAUAAAAGCAAAAUUCCUUUUACAGCAAGAGAAGAAUAUCUGCAGAAUAUCAAAGUCGACACACGGUGAUGGGAUUGACAAUGACUGUGAUGGUUUGAUAGAUGAAGAUGGUUUCUAUGAUGACGGUUACGGGGUUUAUAAAGAAGAUAAUGAUCUUGACGGGGACUUUGGGGAAGAUUUCGGUGGUGACAACAUUUCAGGUGAGUGUUACAUAUUUCACUUGUUUCAAUUCUCUACAAAAAUUAUGAUUUAAAAUAAUACUAACAAAAGCUUAAUAUCAUAAGUUGAAUGAAAUAGAAUAUUGAAAAAUAAGUUAUAAGAAUAAAGUGUAACAACGCGAAUCAGAAGGCGUUAUUACGCGGAAUGAAAGUUGCAGUAUUGUGAAUAAAGGCGUUAUAAGGCAAACAUGUGCGUAAGAACGCAAAAAAUGGCCUUUAACACCAGGAAAGGCGUACUUACGCAAAAAACGUUUUAAUGCGAUGUUAUAGACGUCAUAACGUGGAACGUGUUACUAACUGGUCACUAUAAGUAAAAAUAAACUAGAUGCGCGGUAAUAA
Molecule: messenger RNA, 3473 nt
Organism: Ruditapes philippinarum (Manila clam)
Lineage: Eukaryota; Metazoa; Mollusca; Bivalvia; Venerida; Veneridae
Exons: 11
Coding region: 65-3169 (1034 amino acids)
Source: RefSeq, a predicted model, not a curated record